UGAAAGUUAAGUCUGAAGUUCAUUUAAGAGGGAAUGUUCUGAGUGAAUCAGAACAUUCACUGAUGCCAACUCCUUUACUGCAAAAUGGAAAUUCUGUUUGGAUUGUACACUCUGGGGAGCAUAACUUUCCUGCUUAUUCUUCUGAUGUGUAUGUUACGUUCUCCAAUUAAAAGUUACAUACAUAUAUGGAGAGAGAUGAAGCCAAUUCCAGGAAUGGAAGGUGCCUUCCCUUUCAUUGGUAAUGCUCUACAGUUCAAAGCUAAUGCAGGAGAUUUUUUCAACCAGAUUAUUGAAGGGACUAAUGAAAACAGACACAGGCCUCUCGUGAAGGUCUGGGUGGGACCCAUCCCCUUCCUUAUUUUAUAUCAUGCAGAGACAAUUGAGGCUGUCCUCAGCAAUUCCAAGCAUCUAGAUAAAUCUUAUCCCUACAGAUUUCUGCACCCUUGGCUUGGCACAGGUUUACUCACCAGUACAGGAGACAAGUGGCGCAGUCGACGGAAAAUGCUGACCCCAACAUUUCACUUCUCUAUCCUCACUGACUUCCUGGAGGUGAUGAAUGAACAGAGUGAUAUUUUGAUCCAGAAGCUGCUGAAACAUGUAGGCGGAGAACCAUUUAACUGUUUCAGCUACAUUACUUUCUGUGCCUUGGACAUUAUAUGCGAAACAGCAAUGGGCAAAAGGAUCUAUGCGCAGAGUAAUGCAGACUCAGAAUAUGUCCAGACUGUGUAUAAGAUGAGUGACAUCAUCACUCGGAGACAGAGAGCACCGUGGUGGUGGCCUGACUGGAUUUAUAACUUGUUCGGAGAGGGUAAAGAGCAUGCAAAAAGACUCAGGAUUUUACACGCCUUCACUGCAGGUGUGAUCAAAGAGAGAGCAGAGUAUGCGAGUGAAGGAUCUGACAAUGAGUCAGACCAUGGACUGAGAAAGAGAAGGGCCUUCUUGGACAUGCUGUUAAAAACCAAAGAUGAUGCUGGUGCUGUGCUGAGCCAUGAGGACAUUCAGGAGGAGGUGGACACCUUCAUGUUUGAGGGGCAUGACACCACAGCAGCUUCCAUGAACUGGGCCUUACAUCUCAUAGGCUCUCAUCCAGAAGUCCAGAAGAAAGUACAAGCAGAGCUACAGGAAGUGUUUGGUUCAUCACAGCGCCACGUGGGAGUGGAGGACCUGAAAAAGCUGCGGUACCUGGAGUGUGUCAUCAAGGAAAGUCUGCGACUCUUCCCUGCAGUGCCGCUGUUUGCACGCAGCAUAUGCGAGGACUGUCACAUAAAUGAUUUCAAAGUUCCAGAAGGCGUAAAUGCUGUGAUCAUCCCCUACGCUCUCCAUCGUGAUCCUCGUUUCUUUCCAGACCCUGAGGAGUUCAGACCAGAGCGCUUCCUUCCAGAGAACAGUACAGGAAGACACCCAUAUGCAUACAUCCCAUUCUCCGCCGGUGCUCGUAACUGCAUUGGCCAGCGCUUUGUUAUGAUGGAAGAGAAGGUUGUUCUUGCCACUGUGUUGCGUCACUUUGAUGUGCAGGCGUGUCAGAGUCGUGAAGAGCUGAGACCCCUGGGGGAGCUCAUCCUCCGUCCAGAGAAGGGCAUCUGGAUCCAUCUAGACAAGAGGGCCAACUAAACCCGAGCCACGUCUUGUAUGCAAUGUAUGUAGUUAGAGAAGUAUGGGGUAGAGAGAUUUUAGCCAUCGUUUGUGGUACAUCACCGUCUGCAUACACAAAUGUAUGGAAUAGGAAUUCCCUUGUAUUUCUGUAGACUUGGAGUCACUUCUUUGUGUGGUCCAGUGCAUCCAAUACAAAUCUACAAUUUUGCAUGCCUUCAAUAUACUACACAGAUACACUGUAUAUAUUAGUUAGCACAGAUAUUUCUAAAAAAUAGAAACAAACUGCAUAAUGGGUGCAACUAUAAAAUGAUUAUCUGUUAAGGUAUUGAAUGGAUCUGAUUAUUAUAACAAUUCAUAAUACAAAAUGUUACUAUGAAACAUUGUUAAGAUUUGUUCAAUAUCAUUGUUAUUACGUAAGGAAUAAAGUAUUUUGGGAACAUGCUGUUAUACUGUAGGAAAACAUUCAAUUAUGUGAUUGGAUCAUAUGAUUGGGUGUGAAGAAGUGGGCUUUUUUUAUUUACUCUUAAUUAAAGAACAAAAUGUCAUAGUUUCAUUUAAUGUUGUGAAACAUCUGCAAGACAUGUAGUUCCUUUUAUCUCUUGUGCUAUAGCAGCUAUAAACAGUCAUUCCCUCACCAGGCUCAUUUUAUUUCUUUUGAAGUUAAUAAGACAAGGCAAUCCAAGAACUCUAUAUGCGCAAAAUCCUCCUGAAGACUCUCCUGUAGUGGAAAACCUACUGAGCAUUACAAAGCGCUGACACCUGAGACACCUCUUUUCAGUACACUUCACCAUAUCAGCAAUGAUAUGUUUUUCUUUUUAAAAUAAAAGCACAUGUUUAAAUCCUUU
This is a messenger RNA of Pangasianodon hypophthalmus (striped catfish), 2438 nucleotides long. Its product is annotated as cytochrome P450 4V2. The coding region runs from base 85 to 1611 and encodes 508 amino acids. Gene Ontology annotation, molecular function: monooxygenase activity; iron ion binding; oxidoreductase activity, acting on paired donors, with incorporation or reduction of molecular oxygen. The transcript has 11 exons. The record is from RefSeq and is a predicted model, not a curated record. Lineage: Eukaryota; Metazoa; Chordata; Actinopteri; Siluriformes; Pangasiidae.